AUAAUGGCCAUAAAGGAACUGACAUUUGUGGUGUGUUUUUGGACCGUCUGUACUGCUGGGCAUGAAUUCUUCUCAUCAACAGAUCAAAUUGCACAGCUUUUUGAGAAGAAGAACAACCUUCUGAUGAGCUUCAGUCAGUGCAUUGCUGCUGAAGAAAAUUAUGUGGAGAUGAAGAGUGCUCUUCAGAAUCUUCUGCUUUUAUACUCUGACUCUGAGGACCCUGAAGAAAUCAUGAGAGACCCUGUGGCAGCUUACAAACUCCUCAGACAACUGAGAAAUGAUUUGAUACAUAUUGUAGAACACAUCCAUCCGAGUCGUCAGUGUAAAGAGUAUCAUGAUGAGUUGAAGACAAAGAUCCCACAGUGGGAGGAUUUGAAUGGUGCAGCUUCAGGACUGAUCAGACUGCAAGAGAUCUACAGACUCUACCCAGAAGACAUCACAAGUGAAACGUCUCUAAAUGCGGAUGAAGCUUACCAUGUGGGGUUGGUUGCUUAUAACGAGGACAAAUUUCAGCAUGCUUUUCUCUGGUUUCUGCAUAGUUUGAAUAGAUUAACAGCAUACUCAAGCACUAUGGAGGAAGAACUGCUUCACUACCUUAGUUUCUCAGCCUAUUAUUUUGGCAGUCUACCUCAAACCUUCUUCUACCAGCAUCCUCUAAAUCUGGAUCCAACUAAUGAUAAAGUCAGACUUCAGCUGAAUAGACUCCAUCACUUCCUGAGAACUUCAAAUCCUGACAUAUUCACAUUGAAUGCAGAGUCAAGUAAAUAUGAGGCACUGUGCAGAGGAGAGGUUGAUGAGAGGACCUCCAAGAGGCAGAGGGCGCUGUCCUGUAGGUACAGCACAGGUGGAGGAAACCCCAGACUAAUUUACGCACCAGUGAAAGAGGAAGUGGAGUGGGACGAGCCUGGCAUCAUCAGAUAUCACGACAUUAUUUCAGAUCGAGAGAUAGAGAUCCUGAAGAAUAUCUCCAGACCUCUACUUUCUAGAUCUGAGGUUUUCCAAGAUGGACGAGGUGCAGUCUCACAAGGCCGUGUUUCUCAAAGUGUUUCUCUAGAACAUUCCCCUGUGGAUACUCGUGUCAGUCAGAGGAUUGCAGACGCUACUGGACUCUCCAUGGAAACAGCUGAACCACUGCAUGUUCAGAAUUAUGGAAUUGGUGGCAGAUAUGAACCACAUUAUGAUGCAUUGAACAUAUGGAAUGACAGGAUUGCAACAUUCCUAUUUUAUAUGAGUAAUGUGGAUAUAGGGGGCGCCACUGUGUUCACUGAAGUUGGAGUUGCAGUGCAGCCAAAAAAGGGUUCAGCUGUGUUUUGGUACAACCUCCACAGGAAUGGACAAUGGGAUUUGGAUACAAAACAUGCUGGAUGCCCUGUUUUACGGGGUAACAAAUGGGUGGCUAAUAAAUGGAUCUGUGAGUUUGGACAAGAGUUCAGGAGGCCCUGUCCUUUGUCAGAAUGGGAGUAA
Molecule: messenger RNA, 1464 nt
Organism: Sinocyclocheilus anshuiensis
Lineage: Eukaryota; Metazoa; Chordata; Actinopteri; Cypriniformes; Cyprinidae
Product: prolyl 4-hydroxylase subunit alpha-1-like
Exons: 13
Coding region: 4-1464 (486 amino acids)
Biological process (GO): peptidyl-proline hydroxylation to 4-hydroxy-L-proline
Cellular component (GO): endoplasmic reticulum
Molecular function (GO): protein binding; procollagen-proline 4-dioxygenase activity; iron ion binding
Source: RefSeq, a predicted model, not a curated record